Molecule: messenger RNA, 4779 nt
Organism: Mauremys mutica (yellowpond turtle)
Lineage: Eukaryota; Metazoa; Chordata; Testudines; Geoemydidae
Gene: ZNF598
Product: zinc finger protein 598, E3 ubiquitin ligase
Exons: 13
Coding region: 236-2908 (890 amino acids)
Biological process (GO): rescue of stalled cytosolic ribosome; protein ubiquitination
Molecular function (GO): ubiquitin protein ligase activity; ribosome binding
Source: RefSeq, a predicted model, not a curated record
UCCUUGGCCGCGACAGGGUUGGAGCGGGUGCGCUAAGCGGGGACUCUAUGGUUCGGCGAGGCCGGCGCUGGGAAGACAGCGCUCUGGGCCGGCAUCCCGCGUCUCUAUGGUUGGAGGAGCGCCAGCCGGAGAGUUGCGUAGGGGUUGGAGCGGCGCUCUAGGCCGGCUGGCGCUCUAUGCUCCGGGCCGGUUGCUAGGCUGAGCGGGGCCUAGGCCGCGGCGUGUCCGGGGCGCCAUGGCCGCCUCCCCGUCCCCGGCGGCGGCGGCGGGUCCCCCGGACGGGCUGUGCGUGCUGUGCUGUGGGGAGCUGGAGGUGGUGGCGCUGGGCCGCUGCGAGCACCCGAUCUGCUACCGCUGCUCGGUGCGGAUGCGGGCGCUGUGCGGGGUGCGGUACUGCGCCGUGUGCCGGGAGGAGCUGGGCCAGGUGGUCUUUGGAAGGAAGCUUGCAUCCUUUUCAACAAUACCAAUCAACCAGCUGCAGCAUGAGAAGAAAUAUGACAUCUACUUUGCUGAUGGAAAAGUUUUUGCACUGUAUAGGAAGCUUCUGCAGCAUGAAUGCCCUCUGUGUCCAGAUGUGCGGCCAUUCAACACCAUUGUGGACUUGGAACAGCACAUGAGAAAACAGCAUGAGCUCUUCUGUUGUAAACUGUGUGUUAAACACCUGAAGAUCUUUACACAUGAACGUAAGUGGUAUUCCCGCAAAGACCUCGCUCGACAUCGAAUACAUGGGGACCCAGACGACACAUCUCAUCGUGGGCAUCCCCUUUGUAAAUUCUGUGAUGAGCGUUAUUUAGACAACGACGAGUUAUUGAAACACUUGAGACGAGAUCACUAUUUCUGCCACUUUUGUGAUUCCGAUGGUGCUCAGGAAUAUUACAGCGAUUACGAAUACCUUCGCGAACACUUCCGUGAAAAGCACUUCCUUUGUGAAGAGGGACAGUGCAGUACAGAACAGUUCACUCAUGCUUUCCGUACAGAAAUAGAUUACAAAGCACACAAAACAGCCUGCCACAGCAAAAACAGGGCCGAGGCCAGACAGAACCGACAGAUUGAUCUUCAGUUCAACUAUGCUCCCAGGCACCAACGGAGGAAUGAGGGUGGUGUAGGUGGAGAGGACUAUGAAGAAGUUGACAGAUAUAACAGACAAGGACGACCAGGUAGAUCGGGACUCCGAGGAGGGCAGCAAAACAGAAGAGGGAGCUGGAGAUAUAAGAGAUCUCUGGUGGGCCUGUGCUUUGGAAAAAGAAGAGAGGAAGAAGAAGACCGAGAUAUUGCAGCAGCAGUCAGGGCAUCAGUAGCAGCAAAACGGCAAGAAGAAAAGAAACAAGUCGAGGAUAAAGAGGAUGGCAGUCGAGGUAAAAAAGAAGAAUUGAGGGAUCCAGACGUGUCCAACACUAAACGAGUGCCAAAGCCUUCAAAUGAAGCCACAGUUCCAAAAGAAGCAGCUGCUAAUGGUGCUUUAAGCCAAGAUGACUUUCCAGCGAUUGGCUCAGCAGCAGGGCCCCCACAACGCUCUGCUCAGCCGGCAUCAGUUAAGCUGAAGGAAGAAGAUUUCCCAAGCCUUUCCUCCUCUGCAGCACCCACCAUCGCGUCUGGGGUGUCUUUAACAUACACAGUUGCUGCCAAGAAAACAGCCUUUCAAGAGGAGGACUUUCCGGCUCUGGUCUCCAAAAUGAGGCCUAAUGCUAGAACAGUGUCUAACAUCACAUCUGCAUGGAGCAACACUUCCAAUAAAAGCGCAGUUAAAGCCGUCACUUCCCUCAGCUCCAGUUCAAACCAUCUGGCCAAAAAACCAGCCCCCUCGAACAGCAAUAAAGGAAGCAGGAAGAGCGGUAAACUCUCCCUGUCAGAUGACGAAGACAGUGGCAGUGGCUUGACGACCCAGGAGAUCAGAAAUACACCGACAAUGUUUGAUGUAUCCUCCUUGCUGGCAGCUUCCACCUCACAGACUUUUACUAAAGUGAGCAAGAAAAAGAAGAUGGGAGUUGAGAAGCAAAGAGCAUCAUCCCCUCAGCUGCCAGAGGAGACCUUGCCUCCUGCAUCAGCUUUGGAAAAACUGGCAGAAGCUGAGCAGAUGCCAAGUGCCCCUGCAAAUCUUCACUUCCCCGACAGAUCCGCAGCUGUCAUGAAUGGUCACUUGGAAAAAUCAGUAGCAAUUUGUAGUGCAUCCAAAGAGCCACCUGGCCUUAAAAAGCCUCCAGUGACUAACCAAUGCCCUUUAUCUCAGGAAGACUUCCCGGCGCUCGGGAGCUCGGGACCAUCUAGAAUGCCACCACCAGGCUUUAUCUCUGUGGAGCUAUUAAAGAGUCCCCCUCCGCCUCCAGGGCUGUCAGUGCCUGUUAGUAAACCACCUCCAGGUUUUACUGUUAUUCCAUCCACCAAUGUCUCUGAUCCUGCCACUACAUCUCAGAACGAGCCAAAACCCUGUCGAGGAUCUUACUUGAUACCCGAACAUUUUCAACAAAGGAACAUUCAGUUAAUACAGUCUAUAAAGGACUUUCUUCAAAGUGAUGAAUCUAGAUUCAAUAAAUUUAAAACUCAUUCUGGACAGUUCAGACAGGGGCUGAUUUCUGCAGCAGAGUAUUACCAAAGCUGCCGAGAGCUGCUUGGAGAGAACUUCACGAAAAUCUUUAAUGAGUUAUUGGUGUUGUUGCCAGACGCAGCUAAGCAGCAGGAACUGCUUUCUGCUCACAAUGACUUCAGAAUCAAGGAGAAACAAGGCUCAAACAAACCCAAAAAGAACAAAAAGAAUGUCUGGCAAAUGGACUCUGCUUCUGAGCUGGACUGCUGCAUCUGCCCGACGUGUCAGCAAGUGCUGACUCAGCAGGACAUAGCCUCCCACAAAGCUUUGCAUAUUGAGGAUGAAGAAUUCCCUUCCUUACAAGCAAUCAGCAGAAUCAUCACUUAGCUUUCACGAAGACCAAUAAAACAGUCUCAAUCUUAAACGUGCACUUUUUGGAACGAGGUUUGACAGUGUAGUGCUGCCAACUGUGAGGGCCAGUUGAGUAGUCUUACGCAGGUUAGCAUUGGGAGGUUCAGUGCAGCCCUGCCUAAAAGUGCUGUGUAAAGGGAUCACUGGACUACACCUGUAUCUAAUUAACACCCAAAAUGUUAGCAUUGUAAACACCUGAUUAGAAACAGGCUAACUUUGCAGGUUCGUCAGGCGAGUGGCCACCUUGCAAGACGCUACAGUUAAAAGGUGGAAAUCUAUCAUUGCUAUUGGUGGAAACAGCUCUACGUUGUUUUCCUUAAUAUUCUGGUUACAGCUAAUAUUCUAUUUUUGUGGCCACAAAGAGAGGGAGGUAAUUGGCGCAGAGUUAGGAAGAGAGAUGGAAGCUGCGACAUUGGUGAAUAAGACCAUUAAAAUGUAUGCUGUAAACACCUCUCUGUUUAUAUAGCAAAGAAUAUUCCUGGCUGAAAGCUAAAAUACUACUACUACUACUUGAAUUGGACUGAUCUUUCUCUGUGGUUAGUUGAACCUGGGAUUUGAAGUUGCCUCUGACUUUCUAUGUAAUCGUGUUCUUUAAAGAAACUUAUUUUGUAGGACUGCAUGUAGUAAAGUAGUGUUCAAAGCUUUAGUCUCUUCAAAGGGCAUUUGGUUCACCGUAAUUUUAUUUAACAACUGCCAUGUUUGAUUUCUUGGAUGUGUUACUGGUGUUGGCACAAAACAAACAGCAAAUUGGAACAUGAAAUGCUGCUGGUCGCUGACCGUUCUGUUGCUCUGCAGUGCCUUUAAGUGCAUUUAUCUGUUGACAGUGGUCUGCACUGAAGAGGACAAGCUGUUAAGAAUUGUAGGAGUGUUUUACUUCCUGGGACUCCCUUGGUGGCCACAGUCUGGAGGAGCUUUGCUCCUACCACUUGGCAUUUAUAAAUCCCAGUUGGAGGGGCUGGGGGAUCUGUCAAUCAUCUGAAGCAACUCCUCCAGCAGCAGCUUUAACUGGAGGGAGUGUCAAGCAGCUUUCCUGUGGGCACUUUCAUAGCUGUAGCUUCUGAGUGUCUGAGACGCACCAACCAUGGCAGACCAUGUUUAAUUUUUACCACAUAGGAAUAGAAAUGAAAAUUAAUUUUUGAGCGACAAGACACUGCUUUUAUUUAAGCAGCACUUCUAGGAAACGGAGCUUGAGCUGUUGAAGCAUUAGUCUUGGCUACAGAAACGAAUGAUCUUUGCCUUCUCUUUCAUUAUUGAUUUUGCUUGAUGCCAGACUGCACUAUCUCUGGGUUGUUUGUUUUCAUAUAACUCAGGAUAUUUUUCAGUACCUGAUCUUGUGCCAUUAUUCAUAGGGCCAGGCUAUAUCCCCUGAAAUGAAGAAGAGAAAUGAUUUUCCAAGGGGUGUAUCUUGUUGCAUGAUUGUGUAUAUUCUGCAUGUAUACAUAGCAAAGGUUAAUGUUUUCAAAUGAUUGUUCCUAAGUUCUAAAUCUCUAUUUCCCAUGCAGUAGAGACUGGUAUUUUUACGUUGGUCAUGCUACCACAAUUAAAAAGUACUUUCACUAUGAAAGCACUUACAUGCUUCUCUGUUAGCUAUUGACCCAUGAUGUAAACUGCUUUCCCCUUGUCGCUUAAUUUGAUUUGUAAAGUUCAGAGGUGAUGAAAUGCAUAUUCUUUGAAAGAGCAUCUUGUGCCUUCCCUUUAUUUUCAGUUAGUUUCUUCUGUGUUAUCAAACUGUUAUGUAGGCCUCACCUAGGGGAUUGAGAACUUGAAGUGACCCAUCUAUCUAGCCUGAUGCAGGUUUGUUGUUCCAUGUGCUCACAUCAUUAAAUAAAGUAUUAUUGGAGUUUUCA